GAAUAUCUCUUAAGCGGCUUAGCACUUCUGCUCUGGUUUAUUACCUGAGCGCCUUUGUGCCUGUUGGGCGGCUCAGAGCAUCCUGCCCGUGGGCAGGGACCCCAGGAGCCCCCCGCGUCCCUGCCCGCGUCCCUCCCCUGUGCGGGCAGUGGUUUGCUCCAUGCACCUGCGGCUCGACGCAGAGCCACCACUGAAUCGUGGCCCCGCUGUGCAAGGCCGGAGGCACCCGCCUGUGGGGGCCCGUCCUCGGGCAGGUGUUUGCUUUCCAAGGCCAGCAGCCGGCGCCUGCGGGGAGCGAGGGAUGCUGGAAGCGCAGUAGCUGAGCCAGAGAUGGAUGGAGUCGGCAGCAACAGGACCAUGUCUUACAGCAGAUGGAGUUACAACAGUGUUCUGGAUGAUGAGGGAAGCAGCCUGCGUCAGCAGAAGCUUGACAGGCAGCGAGCACUGCUAGAACAGAAGCAGAAAAAAAAGCGCCAGGAGCCAUUAAUGGUUCAGUCCAACGUGGACAGUCGCACAAGAACACGCAGAACGAAACAUUCAGAAGAACAAGCGCCAUUGGUUGAAUCAUAUCUUAACAGCAACAGCAGCACCAUAUAUCAUGUGCAGGAGGCCGAACAGGAAGAUGUAAAAGUGGUAGUGGAUGCCCAAGCUCCAAAAUCAACUAAAAAAGCCAAGGCAGCAGCUGCAAGCUGUCAGACUGGCAGCACCAGAAAGGAGAAAAAAGGGAAACACAAAGGAAUUGAUGGCCCAGCUGCUUUUCAAGAUGAUGUUCAGAAGACAGGAAGUCAAGUGCAGAUUCUCACUAUUGGACAGUCUAGCCAUGAUGAUGAUGAUGGAGAGAAGAUGGCUAGUGGCCAACAACAGCAAAGCAAACAGGAUCUUAGAACAGCAAUGCAGAAAAAGGGCAUUUCAAGCAGCAUGAAUUUUGAUGAGGAAGAGGAUGAGGAAGAUGAAGACAGCUCCAGCUCUUCACAGCUAAACAGUAACACCCGGCCUGGUUCUGCCACAAGCAAGAAAUCCAAUAAGGAAGCGGCCUCAGCCCCUAGUCCUUCCACAAAUGAGCCUCUCAUAGAUGUCGAUGACCUGGAGGAAUUUGCUGUAAGACCUGCUCCACAGGGUGUCACCGUCAAAUGCAGAAUCACAAGAGACAAGAAAGGAAUGGAUCGAGGGAUGUACCCUACAUAUUACCUCCAUUUGGAAAGGGAGCAUGGUAAAAAGGUUUUUCUGUUAGCUGGAAGGAAGCGAAAGAAGAGUAAAACCUCUAAUUACCUCAUCUCCAUAGACCCAACUGACCUGUCUCGGGGUGGAGAGAGUUUUAUUGGAAAACUGAGAUCAAAUCUUAUGGGAACUAAGUUUACAGUUUAUGACAAUGGAGUAAAUCCAAUGAAAACAACAUCAAGCCUGGAGGCGAGUAUCCUGCGUCAGGAGCUAGCUGCUAUUUGUUAUGAAACAAAUGUCUUGGGGUUUAAAGGACCUCGUAAAAUGAGUGUGAUCAUACCAGGAAUGAAUAUGGACCAUGAACGAGUUUCCAUCAGACCACGAAAUGAACAUGAGACACUGCUUGCAAGAUGGCAGAACAAAAAUACAGAGAGUGUCAUUGAGCUGCAUAACAAAACUCCAGUCUGGAAUGAUGACACUCAGUCCUAUGUUUUAAAUUUCCAUGGUCGAGUCACACAGGCCUCAGUGAAGAACUUCCAGAUUAUUCAUGAUAAUGAUCCUGACUAUAUAGUGAUGCAGUUUGGCCGUGUGGCUGAGGAUGUGUUCACCAUGGACUACAACUACCCAAUGUGCGCGCUACAAGCCUUUGCUAUUGCCCUUUCAAGUUUUGACAGCAAGCUGGCUUGUGAGUAAGGGGGUAUGGGAGAGCAUCCUCUCAGAGGAAGCCAUUUGCCAUAUGAUUCCUAAUUCCUGCUGGUGUCACCCAUGGUCCGUACUAAACAGGUCAGGGAAAAUGCAAUUGCGGAGGACCACUGGAUUGCUGGAGAGAAAGUAAAAGGAACCUUCUAAAAAUUCAGGACAUUCAGGAAAUGUUUUCCUUUUUUUCUGUCAUAUUUUUCUGGAAGUGGCAUCAAGUUUGUGUAAAUAGAGGUUCUAUCUCAUGUUCUUGAUUAUGUUAUGGAGAUGUGCCAUGAUGUACUGUACCGUGGCUCUAGUAGCACCAUUAUAACGGUGUGUCUUUUUUAAAUCCAGAAAGUGCGCUCUUGAAAAAUUUCUUUCUACGUUUAAGAUUUAUUCUGAGGCUGCAAUCAUACCUCAAGGUUGCAUUCCUACACUGAAUAAUCAGAACUUGAUAUCGUCCAACAUGAAAGAAAGAUCACAAAAAAAAGCACCUUUUUGAAUUUGCAAGGAUCUCGUGUAGUUUAAAGCCAAGUCUAAGGCUUGAAAACCUAUACUGGACUGAAUUUGAUGCAUUCCUAUUGUAUAUGUAGAAGGGCAUGAUGAAUUUUAAUCACAGUAGGAGGAAAUGAAGAAGUAGAAAGCACAAAAUAAUGUUGCACAAGUCACUUGAAUUCUAAGCUGUCAUUAUGUUUUAACAUCUAUAUGCUUUUUAAUUUUUUCAAAUGAAAAUGUAUUGGGAGUACAGAAAACGAAAAGGGAAACCUCUAGGUGCCAAGAAAGCGUAACUUAUGCUGAAUUUGGCAUGUUGCGUGUUGGGAAUUUAUGGCCUUGUAUUGCUGUGGUAAUUCAAACAUAUUUUGUAUGAAGUGAUAUAAACAGUUGGGUAAAGGCUUUCUGCAGAUAAUCUUAUUAUUUUAAGCAGGCUGUGUAAAGCUGAGGAAGGUAAAUGGAAAUAUUUUAUUAAAUUUGUCUGACCUUUUGCAAUUUCACAAUUUGUUGACUGCAUUUUUGAACUUUCAGCAACAAUCACUUUUCAUAUUUAUUUCCCAUUGUAAGAACAAUGAAAUCGACUGAAACUGUGUAUGUUGUUCUGUAAUGUAAAUGUGCCAGCUACUGAGCUAAAUCCUUCUAGGCAAAUCUAGUGUAUGCUGCAUACAAAUGAGACAUUGGCAGGUCACUGAAUAGCAUAAAAAUAGUAUGAAGUUUUUGUUUCAUUUUUUCUCAUUUGUAUGGAAUAUAUAAACAAGUACCAUUUCAAAACACAAGGAAAGAACAAGCUUCUCUUCUCUUCUUUUCUAAACAUCUCAAAAUCCAAGAGCUGCAACUGAAAGCACAGCAUAAAACAGAUUUAAAAAUAAUGAAUCUUUCUGACAUUGUUCCAUACAAUGUUGUUGCCAAAGGCACACAACAUGACAGAGUUUAGUAUGUAGUUCACCAGAAAGGGCAUUGAAAGGUGUGUAAAGUGAAAAAGUAGUUGUAUUUUAUACUGUGUAUAUUCAGAUUCUCCUUUUUAUCUUCAUAGACUCAUGUUGCACAACCAAAGUUUACAUAAUAAGAAAGUGAGAUCAAAUCUGCUUGUCUUGUAGCUGUCAGUCCCUUUUUUGACUACAGGGGACAGGCCACAAGGAGAGGUUUUGCCAUCUGGACUGUUUAGUUUCAACUAAUAACACAAAUAUACUCUCUUUUUCACAUUUGCCUUCAGGUCUCCUUCCCAGUGUACAGGCAAGGAAAUCUCAGAUAAGAGAUGGAAAUAAGUAAUUGCCAGCAUUUUUUCUAAUCCUUUUGAAAUCUAUGUAAAAAAUGUCUGCUGACUUUGAACGGUGUUUCGUUGAUAGACUCAGUCUGUCAAAUGUGAUCUUUAAAUAACAGGAGGUUCUGUAAUUUUUUUCUGAUCUUUUGCAAGAAGCAUUUCUGCACAAUGGUAUAAAAUGGAAAGAUGUCUUUUACUUGAAAGAAAUGAGCAGUCAGUUCCCUUAAAGAAUGAUCAAAAUGAUGAGUAAUGAGCUGCAGUCUGAUACUGAAUGCUUUGCUCAUGGGUGCUUUCUUUUCCCCUCUACUUGGUGGUUUUCCACCACCUCACGUUCCUAUCUGUGAUCACACUUUGGAUUUUAACAGAGCCCUUAAGCCUUUGGUACAUCCUGUCAGUCUUUAAAAACUAGCUCCAGUGAUAACCAGAAUUUUUGUUCGGACUACUGCAAAAACAGAUAGGAAUUCCUAGUUCUGAUAUUUACGUCUGAUCUGGGUUUCAAGAACUCUGCAGCACGGGAAUGGUUGAAUCUGUGUGGCUUUAAUUUUGUGGAUCACCGGUCAUAGGUCGUCUUUACAGCCUGAGAAAGUGGCACCUGACAUAGUUUUCUGUCUCUCUCUGCGCACAAAGCUGUGUUAAAGGAACUAAGUGUCUUCUGGUGCAAAUAUACAAUCCGUUGGCUUUAGUAGUCGUGUUGGUUUAGGAGGGGUUAUUUUUAACCUGGAUCAUAACAAUGGUCUGACUUGCAUUGUGGCCCCACAGGGAAUUGGUAUGAAAAGGAAGCUCAUGUGCAAUGAACUCCUGCACAAGGGUGAGAAUGAGGGGCUGGGAAAAGGCAGAGAGAUCAGCUUCUUGGGAGGGUGUUGCUGCCAGCACAUUGUGUAACUUCACCCUUGCUGCAUGUCCUUUCCAGGCCAGGUAUUUUUUUUUAACCUGUAAGCAUGCCAGGAGGAAAGUGGUGACUCAAAUUCCCAUAAUCUUAACAGAAUCAUACAGGGACAUCAGCCAACAUGCUGCUGAAAAAAAAAAAUUCCCUACCAUAAAUUGAGGUCGCUAGAGGGGGGACGUUAACCUGGGGCUAACAGCAUCGAGGAGCUCUCAUUAAAUCUGGUUCAGUUGCAAUAGGAUUUACACUGAGUGGCUUUUGCCAAGCCCCUAAUACCUCACUGUUGUUGAGCAAGGUACUGUGUUCUUUUGAUUCACUUGACCAUUGCCAUCUGCUCCAGAAGUUGCUUUUAAUUUAGACUAGCAUCUGUAUUUCUGAUGGACACUUUCUAGUGAAGGGCACUGCUACUUAACAAUGCAAGGUGAUACUACAAGUUUCCAGCACAUCUCCAAAUUUUGUUUUGCUAACUUGGUAAAGUCACAGCAGGCUCUGUCUGAGUAUACAAUCAUGCCCGAGAUUACACAGUCCUCACAGUUAGAUUUUCUUCCACACCAGCAACAAAAUCUUAGUACCGGUAUAUAUUUUCAGAGAGAUAUGCAUACUAAAGUAACCUAGAAGUAAUUAGUGACACACUCUUAUUAGUAGUGGCUUCUGGAGGGGCUGCACAUUAAUGUGCAACAGGGCAUAGCCUUGUUCACUCAGUGCGUCAAAAAAUAUAAUGGUACUGAGCUGUGUGUUUCCUUUACAUAGUCCUAGUGAGUGUUUGGAUACAGUAGAUUUAGUAUUAUUUAAAAUCCCACUACUGAUGAUUUUUUGCAUCUGCUGUUGAUUUUGGCAGAGCAUUGUAAACAACUUCCCUGCCUGAAUUGCUUAUAGGCAAAUACUGCAUGCUUUAAUGAGAGUUCUUAAUCUAACUUGUCACUCUGUUUACAUCAAACAGUUUCUUCCUGGCCCUUUAUCUAAUUUUCUUCAUCUCUGAUGUUCUGUUCCUUCUCAUUCUCUUCACAAUCCCUUUAUCUUUUCUUCAAGGACGUGCAACUCAAAAGUGUUUAUUUUGACGAUAUUACUCAGUGAUCUCUCCACAGAUGAGUAAUGCCUUCAGUGCAUAUCCAGUGAUGCUCCUAUAAUAGAAGCCUUAUCAGAGGGGUGAAUUUGGCCCUUUGGCUUUUCGGUGGAGUAAAUUAACACAUUAAAAGGAAGCAGAUAAAAAAGCUUGCCUAAAAUGUAAUCACAAUUUCUCUCAGUAACAAUUCAGUAACCAGAGGUUCCAAACCAUUGGUUGCAAAUCAAUGAGCAAAACUGUCCACAAGCCCAGAGGCAAACUGUUACACAAAUCCACUUUGUAGUGCUGCCUUAUUUUUCUUUUCAAAAGGCUGAAAGUGAUUUUGUGGACUAAAAUGUGUUGGUGCCCUAAAAGAGAUUUUAUUUUCCAAAAGCUAAACAUCACUCUGCUCCUUUUGUAGGAUAAAAUAUGGCACACAUAGGUGCAUUUGUCCCAUAAAAUAGUCAUGUCAUAAGCCAUUGUUACAAAUUCUGAUGCUAAGAAGUUUAUGAGAAUGGUUUUGUACUAAAUACUGGGCAACUAUUCAAGUUGCCUUACAAUAGUGCUGGAGUUUGCAGCUAGCUGUCUUCGUGAAGUACUAGAACUAAAGGACCUCUAGUGAAAAGAGCUCUUGUAGCUGCACGAUCAAAAAACAUUGUUGUGAACUCAAAUGAUAUCUGUCAUGAUGAACCAGUGCCAUCAAUUCAAACUUUCUGGCUUCUGUUCCCUUUUGAUGAACAAAAGAAAGAGGGACUUUCAACAAGCAUAGACGUCAGUGAGGUCUAUAAAAGCAAUGAGCACUAGAGAUCGGUUUUUACCUGUAAAUAUCUGACCCCUACCUGAGUGUUGCCCAUUAAAAAAGAAUGAGAUCAAUCCAGUCCAUAGUAAAUAAAUGCAUUCCCAGUUCUUGAAUCUUAGCUUUUUGCAAAUUUUAUUAUUCAUUUAGUAUUAAUCUUAUAUAUAAGGAUAAAACAAGGACUGAAUGUCACACAGCAAUCUGGAGUUCUUGCCCUGAAGAGAUGAAGACUCUAGAUCAGUAUCAGAAUAUUUUGUCUUUGAUUAUUUCAGUAAACUAGGACAGUGGGUUACUUGGUGGUUUAGGCAGAAAAUUUCUACUGAUGUUUGACGGGUGUCAGAGAAAAUUUUGGGUUUGAUCCUGUGGAACUCUAACUAGUUCCCCUGUGCUCUCGCUGCUCUCCUAAAACAAUAUUUGCAAGCUUUUUCCUGGUUUUAGAGAAGCAUGCACUCACCAAUAACAUAUCUUUGCUUGUCAAAUAAGGACAGCACGUGAUAGAACAGCAGUCACCUUUAUUAGAAUUAUGGGCUGAUGGCUUUCAGAUUUCUCAAAAGGCCUCAUUUUGAUUACUAGAAGAAAGUAAUUAUACAUAUAAAUCUUGAGCUAAUCUAACUGCAGAUUAUGUGCUACUUCAUGAACCUGUGUUUCUGUUGUUCUUUAUGUAUGGAAUAUACCUUCUAGGUUUCUGCUCUGUAAGUGUUCAAAAUUAAUUGUGUAGCUACUUGUCAGUUCUUUCUGUUGCUUGCCAAGGAACUAAGAAAAGGAUUUGCACAGCUAUCUCAGUGUUUUGGUAUUUUGCUGUGAAUGAUAGCUCAGUAGCUGAUACUCACAAAUGCCUGUGUACUGGAUAAAAAUGCAUUAAAACUUAUUUUAUAUGUUGUAUUU
Messenger RNA from Cygnus olor (mute swan), 7195 nucleotides. RefSeq names its product TUB bipartite transcription factor (gene TUB). Gene Ontology annotation, biological process: protein localization to cilium. Gene Ontology annotation, cellular component: cilium. NCBI's taxonomy places the organism in Eukaryota, Metazoa, Chordata, Aves, Anseriformes, Anatidae. The record is from RefSeq and is a predicted model, not a curated record.